CGAAUGGUGAAAUAAAUUUGAUUGAAGACGUUGGUGAAACGUCCAAUGACGAAGAUGGAUUGAAGGACGAUCUUGAAAUGAAAAUGGAGAUUGAUAACGAUGUUGUGGAUGAUGAAAUAAUGACAAGAAGAGGAUUGAAUUAUACUAACUAA
This is a messenger RNA of Dentiscutata erythropus, 152 nucleotides long. The record is from the annotation of a GenBank genome assembly. Lineage: Eukaryota; Fungi; Glomeromycota; Glomeromycetes; Diversisporales; Gigasporaceae.